This is a messenger RNA of Caenorhabditis auriculariae, 1126 nucleotides long. Lineage: Eukaryota; Metazoa; Nematoda; Chromadorea; Rhabditida; Rhabditidae. The record is from the annotation of a GenBank genome assembly.
AUGCGGGUACCAAAAUUAGACGAAGUGAGGUCCGUCUUAACGGCUUACCACCUCGUCAAUCUACUGCUAUCUACACUUUUUUUCCUUCUCAAAGUUACACCUUUGUGCGAUUUUGUUUUUGUCUGGGAUGAACAAGACGGAUCGUGUGGAAUCGAAUCGGUAAGGUUCUUUUCUUAGAAAUUCGUUUUAGAAUGGUUAAUAUAGAGAGAGCGAGAAAUAUUGCUUUUCCUGUUAAUCGUCAUUAUGUGGAAAGGACGCAAAGCUACAAACUCCCUUCACUACGUUAAUAACGUCUUUCUUUACUCGAAGGUAACUUCGCUUAACACGUUCAUGUCGUAAGAUCUUUCAAGAUCGCCAGUUUUUUCCUGUUCUUCAGAGCCGAUCCUCUCUUGGGAAUUUUCUACUUUGCAGUGUGCUUAAGUUCGAAAUUUGUCUUUUUAGCAGUGAUUUCUCAUUUUAUUUUUUUUUCAGUUUGUCUCGUUGUGUUUCCAGAGCCAGCGUUUUCCGGACCUGAGAACGUAACAUACUUUCAGGGAGAGCAGUUGUAUGUACGUUUUUCUUGUAAUUUCUCAAACUUUACGAGAUUAUAACUCAGGACCAAUUGGUCAAAGACAAAAAAACUACCUGGGUAGUACAGUUCUUCACUACUUGGAGUGGGGAAUGCAAACACACUACUCCUGUUUUUGCGGCCUUAAGUGAAAAGUUCGUGGGAUUUCAUAUAACUUUUAUGAGCUACUUACCCAUACUUUUUAGAUUUUCUCUACCUAACCUGCGCUUCGCAAAGUUAGAUGUUGGCCGUUAUCCGAAGGAGGGAGAAAGGUUCCGCGUGAACUCCAAUCCCAUGUCACGACAGUUACCAACAAUUUGCGUUUAUAAGUAAGAAUAUCUGCUCUAUUUUUGUAAUUGCUCGGUUUCAGAGACGGAAAAGAGAUUUCGCGACGUCCGCUAGUCAAUGAGAACCAUCGAGCCGUUCCUUUCGUCUUUAGCCAGGUUCGCUUUCCAAAUGAGUCCUUUCUCAGAAUGUUACUUUUUUCAGGAUAAUUGCAUACAAGCUUUCGAUCUACUCAACACUUACGAAGAGUGUCUCAGGAGAAAGAGUAAGGACUAUGAUCGCAAACAAAAAUGA